AAGAUCAGCAAAGGACAGUUGCCACCAGCCACUCCACUCCUCUCAAACCCUUCUCACCAACUCGCAUCUAGAAGCAAUUCUCUCUCUUUCUCUCUCUCUCUCUGAUUACUUAGAGUCAAAAGCUUAAAUAUAUAACCCCCACAUCAAGUCCUUAAAGUGCCGGCCUUGAUGCUCAAGCACCACCAAGCCUUAGACUACUUUCAUAUUCUACACUAAUCCUUCCCAGAAUAAAAGAGGUAGCAAAAGAAUACCAGCAAUAGCACAAGUCCAGGAGCCUGUAAAGCAGUUUGUGUUUGCAUCAUCACUUGGUUUACAACAAAUAAUGGGGAGGUCUCCUUGCUGUGAGAAAGCCCACACAAACAAAGGGGCAUGGACCAAAGAAGAAGACGAUCGUCUCAUCGCUUAUAUUCGUGCUCAUGGAGAGGGUUGCUGGCGCUCACUGCCCAAGGCCGCCGGCCUCCUUCGCUGCGGGAAGAGCUGCCGCCUCCGCUGGAUCAAUUACCUCCGCCCGGAUCUCAAACGUGGCAACUUCACUGAAGAAGAAGAUGAACUCAUUAUCAAACUCCACGGUCUUCUUGGCAACAAAUGGUCCCUUAUAGCCGGAAGAUUACCGGGAAGAACAGACAAUGAAAUCAAGAACUAUUGGAAUACUCACAUAAGAAGAAAACUGUUGAGCCGGGGAAUUGAUCCCACAACUCACAGGCCCAUCAAUGAGGCUGCAGUACCAGCUUCACAAGAAUCCAUCACAACCAUCUCUUUCUCUGCUACUUCAAACUCAAAAGAAGAGAAAAUUACAACAACUACUACUACUACUGCUGCAGAUGUGAAUUUGAUCAUUAGCAAAGAAGAGAAUAAGAGCCCGGCUAGAUCAGAAAGGUGCCCUGAUUUGAAUCUUGAUCUCAGAAUCAGCCCUCCUUCUUAUAAUCAUCAUCAAGCUGCUGAGCCAUUGAAAACAGGUGGAAGAAGUAGUAGUAGUAGCAGUAGUGGUACUUUGUGCUUUGCCUGUAGUCUUGGGGUACAAAACAGCAAAGAGUGCAGUUGUAGUAGUAAUGGGAUAAUUAGUGGGAGUAGCAGUAAUUCUGGGUAUGAUUUUCUGGGGCUGAAAACUGGAGUCUUGGACUACAGAAGCUUGGAGAUGAAGUGAAAAUUCAAUUCUCAUGUCUGGGCUUUUAAUUUCUUUGUAAUAAUAAUUAAAACAUUAUAAUUAAUCCAAGACUAAUAGUUAGAUGAAAUAUUGUGAAGGAGUAAUUAAGGUCCUUUUUCGAAAUUUUCUUUUGUUUGUACAAGUAACAGUUGAAUACUUUUAUUGCAUAUAUAUCAUUAUAGCAGCGGUACGGAUUAUGACGACCCAUUUAUUACUAA
Messenger RNA from Sesamum indicum (sesame), 1362 nucleotides. RefSeq names its product myb-related protein 308. The record is from RefSeq and is a predicted model, not a curated record. Lineage: Eukaryota; Viridiplantae; Streptophyta; Magnoliopsida; Lamiales; Pedaliaceae.